AUGACUGAAAAUCGUAUGAUGUUACAAGCUUUAUCUAAAGAUGAAUUAAUUCAUAUUAUUAUUAGACAAGAAGAAAUAAUUACAACAAAAAUUGAAGUCGAUGAAUGGGUAACUAAUAAAUCAACUACAGAAAUAAAUAUGGAUAUCGAAUCACCAUCGUCAUUAUCAUAUGAUUCGCCAACAAUGGAACAUAAUGAUUAA
This is a messenger RNA of Rotaria sordida, 201 nucleotides long. The record is from the annotation of a GenBank genome assembly. Lineage: Eukaryota; Metazoa; Rotifera; Eurotatoria; Philodinida; Philodinidae.